Messenger RNA from Dromaius novaehollandiae (emu), 1441 nucleotides. RefSeq names its product glycoprotein IX platelet (gene GP9). The record is from RefSeq and is a predicted model, not a curated record. Lineage: Eukaryota; Metazoa; Chordata; Aves; Casuariiformes; Dromaiidae. The coding region runs from base 110 to 736 and encodes 208 amino acids. The transcript is spliced from 2 exons.
UUAAAAAUCAGCUUCAGUUGCUGUAUGUACUCCAACGCUUUACCAAGCAGAGGGAAAGGAAUCAGAGAGAAAAAAUAAAGAUUAUUCUUCUUUUCUGGGUAGCUGAAGCAUGAACAAGGCGGAAUUCACCACUGUUGCAGGAUUUGCCAUAUUAUUGCUGUUCCACACGACCCAAACUCAAGUCUGUCCUCCUUCCUGCAACUGUAAGAAAAUGGAAGAAAUGAAGGGUUUGCAGAUAGAUUGCAGCUCAAGGAAGCUGAAGGAAGUGCCUGCCUUGCCUGUUAACACCAGGAAGCUUUAUCUGCAGAAUAACAGCCUGACCACGGUUCCUCCUGGUGCCUUGGACGGCUUACUCAGCCUGGAGGAGGUGAAAAUAUUUGACAAUCCUUGGAACUGUGACUGUCAUAUUCUUUAUUUAAAACUCUGGUUAGAAGAUAUCUCUGAGUCCUCUCUUGCAAACGUCAGAUGUGCGACCCCAGCUUCCAUUACGAUGAAGCCCUUGAGGCAGCUGACCGGGAAUGAGCUGGGCAUCUGCAAGAGGCUUCUCCCAAUCAAAAGUCUUGAGUUCUUUUGGCGAGACCUCAUUUUAAUUGUUGUAGCAAUAACUACACUUAUUUUACUAGCAUGGGCUAUGAAAUUCUCAAAAAAGCUGGUCUACCAAAUAAAUAUGAGCCAAUAUGAUUUUAGUGGCCCACUGUUGCAGAGGCAGAGCUUCAUAAACCGUAAGUUACAGUGAGCUGUUCACUACCGUUAGCUUCACCAGAAACAUCAACCUCCCCUACCACAAAAAAGCACAUGCACUGGCAACACUAGUUUUAACGGUAAACAUGAUACAGAGAGAUCCCCAGCCACAACGUCUGGGUCCCCAGAUAGGCAAGUUUGACUUCAUUUCAUUUCCAAAACCAGCUUGGUGAUGUAUUGAUUGGCAAGCUCCACUCUGCCACUACCUACUCAUAUGGAAAAUAGUUUCUAAAUAUUUUUAAAUCACUUAAUUCAGCAUUUUUCCACUGAAUUCUUAGGUCUUCUAGCAAGAAGAUUUACACACGAAACAAUCAACACUUUUUAAUAUAUGGAUAUGAAUACCGACUGUACUAUUUUAGCAAUUUAUUUCUCAUUCUGAAGCUGUGUAAGCUUGUAACCUGGUGUCCCUACACAGUGUCCCAUGGCCUCGGUAGACCCAUUCUUGCAUGCAAAGUCAACUAUCUCUUCAUGAUGGAGUUCAACGCCUGAACUUCAGGUUCAGGAGUUCCCUCGCAGCAGAACCACUAUGAUUAUACAGGCCAGCCACUGAACGUAUCCCUUAAUGAAUAUGUUUACAGACUGACUGGUAAUGAGAAUAUAUCUGGUAAAAGUAAUUUUAAAUAUUGCUGAAUUUCAUAGAGAGUGAACAAUAAAAAAGCAUUCUAUGUGAAAUUAAAAUAAAGAGCGCUUAUUGAACAUU